CCCCUUCUCUCUCUCUCUUUUUUUUUUUGUUCUUCUUAUCCUUCACACCUCAGCACACACACUUCAGCACACACCUCAAUUGCUUGUUACCCAUCUUCCCCCCAACGCCUUCACAUUUCACACGCCCUCCCCUCCAACAGCAACCAACUAGCUAACCAUGUCUCUUCUCCAGAACACCAACCUUUCUGAGACCGCGGCCGAGCUCAUCAAGAACGACAACCAGGUCACCGGCUUGUCCUCGUCCCACUACACCAAGCCUGCCUCUGCAGCGCGCGUCAAUGCUGCGAAGGCUGCUCUUGAGGCCAACGGCUUCAAGGUCUACGUCGUCAACAGUCGCCUCGAUGCCUUUGAGGCCCUCAAGAACUUGAUCCCAGCUGGCGCCUCGAUUAACAACGCUCACUCGACCACCCUGGAGGAGAUCGGCUUCAUCACCUACAUCAAGGGACAGACCCCCUGGAAGAACGUCCAUGGCGAAAUCAUCGCAGAGAAGGAUCCCGCCAAGCAGGCAGAGCUCCGUCGCACGAUCGGUUCGACUGUCGAUUACUACCUGACGUCGGUCGCCUCCGUCACCGAGGACGGUCACUUGGCCCACGGGGAUUUGUCCGGGUCAAAGGUCGGGGGUGUUGCGUUCGGGGCGGCCAACGUUAUCGUCAUUGCUGGGUCGAACAAGAUCGUGAAGGAUGAGCAAGAGGCUUGGAAGCGUCAGCAUGAGUUUGCUCUCCCUCUGGAGAGUGCCCGAGUGAGGAUCGCGUACGGUUUGCCGGCCUCGGGUGUGACUCAUUACGAGGUCAUCCGCAAGGCCAGUCCCUUCAACGCCAACCGCAUCCAGGUCAUCCUCGUCAACGAGGCCCUUGGUUAUUAAGCAGUAGUUCGAAAGAGGAAAAGAAAAAAAAAAAAGAUUCGACCCAUGGUCAGGAGAGGGAAGAACGGUCAACACAUCGUUACAGUUUUUUUUUUCCCCUUCUUGCUGAUAGACCUCCCAGUAGUCCAUAUCUUCAUU
Messenger RNA from Gamsiella multidivaricata, 1000 nucleotides. RefSeq lists its product as uncharacterized. The transcript has 3 exons. Lineage: Eukaryota; Fungi; Mortierellomycota; Mortierellomycetes; Mortierellales; Mortierellaceae. The record is from RefSeq and is a predicted model, not a curated record. Bases 158 to 862 code for a protein of 234 amino acids.